This is a messenger RNA of Aspergillus campestris IBT 28561, 921 nucleotides long. RefSeq lists its product as uncharacterized. The transcript has a single exon. The coding region runs from base 75 to 734 and encodes 219 amino acids. The record is from RefSeq and is a predicted model, not a curated record. NCBI's taxonomy places the organism in Eukaryota, Fungi, Ascomycota, Eurotiomycetes, Eurotiales, Aspergillaceae.
GCUGAUAAUCCAUAUAUCCUUUGUUGCCUACUCAUUUAGUUGCUCUGUCUACUAGGCCUGAUAAAACCUGUAGAAUGGAAAAUAGUCUAGCAGAUCACAACCGCCCACUCACUGCGGUUGCGGUGAGUUGGUCAAACUCAGGGGAGGGAAAAUCAACCACAGCACAACCAACGCUGCCCAACUGGCAACGACGCCAGGCUUACACCGCAUUUCCUGCCUGUGGGCUGACGGGCGACGGGUCUACCCCCCGGGACAUGGAUGGCGACAGCCUAGCACUGUUUUCCGCAGGAACUCCAUCCACCUGGCGCUCCUUCUCGGCUCCCCACGGCCCAAUGGCCAGCGAUGCAGAGACGUUUGAGCUAAACUGGGUUUGUUUUCUUUUACCGCACCCCCCUCUCCCGCUUCGACCACUGCUGGGGCUGAGUUGGCCGGGCGCUGUGAUUACCUUUUCAGUCAGCAAGCAUACUGCUCGCCCCCUCUUUUCUGGCUGGUCUUGUAGAGGGUGGCCGGAGAGAAGGCUGGUCGACCGACUUUUCCUACCGGUUGUCGAUUUGUCCCAGGAUGAGGCAAUACGGUUGGCCUGUUGUACCCAAAUGUGCUCCGUGUCCGUAUGUACUAGUGUCAUUAAUGGUUGUUAUUUCCGUCGUUCGUCCUGCUUCGGUCGAGGAUUAGCACUAUCUUGGCGAUCACCCCGGAUACGGUCACCCUUGGAGCCGCCGGUCGGCUCACGAUGAUGUAAAUCGGGGCGUGGGAGAAUCCGCCGUGCUUCGCUGGCAUUCUAGAGCCGCCGGGCGGUAAGUGACUUUUCUUGAUCACUACCGCUAGUUAACUAAGGAUGAGUGAUUAUUAUCGAACGCCCUCGGAUGAUCAUGACGGUCCCCCAGCUCUUGAACGAUAGUUGAAUCCCACGGAAUCAAAUGU